AUGCUGCAGCCACGUGAUGGUGCUGUUCCACAGCUGAACCUUCCAGCAGGUGGACCGCAGCAGCACCAGCUGGCAGCUCCUAGUGCAGUUCCCCCGCAGAACCUUCCGCCAAGUGGACCGCAGCAGCAGGUGGCAGCUCCCAGCAGUGCAGUUCCCCCGCAGAACCUUCCGCCAAGUGGACCGCAGCAGCAGGUGGCAGCUCCGCCUAGUGCAGUUCAGCAGAACCUUGCGCCGAGUGGACCGCAGCAGCAGGUGACAGCUCCUAGUGCAGUUCAGCAGAACCUUGCGCCGAGUGGACCGCAGCAGCAGGUGACAGCUCCGUGUGCAGUUCCGCCGCAGAACCUUCCGGCAAGUGGAGCGCAGCAGCAGCAGGUGGCAGUGGCAGCUCCUGGUGCAGUUCCGCCGCAGAACCUUCCGGCAAGUGGACCGCAGCAGCAGGUGACAACUCCUAGUGCAGUUCCGCAGAACCUUCUGGCGAGUGGCCCCCCGCAGCAGGUGGCAGCUCCUAGUGCAGUUCCGCCGCAGAACCUUCCGGCAAGUGGAGAGCAGCAGCAGCAGGUGGCAGCUCUUAGUGCAGUUCCGCAGCAGAACCUUCCGGCAAGUGGCCCCCCGCAGCAGGUGGCAGCUCCCAGUAGUGCAGUUCCGCCGCAGAACUUUCAGGCAAGUGGACCGCAACAGCAGGUGGCAGCUCCGCCCAGUCCAGCUCAGCAGAACCUUCCUCCAGCAAGUGGACCGCAGCACGUGGCUCCGGGUGCAGUUCCGCAGAACCUUCCAGGUGGACCGCAGCAGGUAGCAACUCCUUGUGCAGCUCCGCAGCAGAACCUUCCACCAGCAGCAGGUGGAAUGCAGCAGAUGGCGGCUCCUUGUGCAGCUCCCCAGCAGAACCUUCCGCCAGCAGCAGGUGGACCGCAGCAGGCGGCAGCUCCGUGCGCAGUUCCCCAGCAGAACCUUCCGCCACAGCAGGUGACAGCUCCAAGUGCAGUUCCGCAGCAGAACCUUCCGGCAAGUGGACCGCAGCAGGUGGCAGCUCCUUGUGCAGUUCCGCAGCAGAACCUUCUCCUGGCAAGUGUACCACAGCAGCAGGUGAUGACAGCUCCAGGUGCAGUUCCGCAGCAGAACCUUCCAGCAGGUGCGCAGCAGGUGGCAGCUGCAAGUGCAGUUCCCUGGCAGCAGAACCUUCCGGCAAGUGGCCCCCCGCAGCAGACGGCAGCUCCAAGUGCAGUUCCCCCGCAGCAGAACCUUCCGGCAAGUGGCCCCCCUCAGCAGCAGGUGCCAGCUCCAAGUGCAGUGCCCCCGCAGAACCUUCCGGCAAGUGGCCCCCCGCAGCAGGUGGCAGCUCCUAGCAGUGCAGAUCCGCCGCAGAACUUUCCGGCAAGUGGACCGCAGCAGGUGGCAGCUCCGCCUAGUGCAGUUCAGCAGAACCUUCCGCCAGCAAGUGGACCGCAAGAGGUGACAGCUCCGUGUGCAGUUCCGCAGAACCUUCCGCCAGCAAGGACGCUCCUGCAGCAGCCUGGAACUCCCUCCAUUUUGGAGAUGGUGCAAGAGCUUGAAACGCAGAUGGAUCAGGAGGAGCCAAUCAGUGUGAAUGACACGCCCGAACCCCCGCCCCGGCUGAAUCGCAGCGCUGUGUCAACACUGGCUUCGGCUGCUUCCUUUGAUGACACAUCAAAGGACUUGGUUGCACCGGACACGUCAGCAGCACUGCUGGUGAAGGCACCGUCGCCGUCGCCGACUCCCGUGACGGCGAAAGCGAAAAGUGCGGCAAGGACGAAGCCGAAGGCUGCUGCUGUGAAGGAUGAGUAUGCGCUGCCGGAGCUGACCUUGCAGGAGAAGGCGAUGUAUGGCAACUUCUGGUCGCGGUACCGCUCGAGCAGCUCGCUGUCGUUGACCAGUGAUGCGGAUUCCGUCGACUCCGACAUCAGCCAACCUGUGCCGAAGGGGCCGCCGGCAGUACCCCAGCCGAUGCCGUUGCCGACUGUGCCGCUUCAGCAGCCGCCGGCAGUACCCCAGCCGAUGCCGUUGCCGACUGUGCCGCUUCAGCAGCAGACGACAGCAGCUGCAGCAGGGCCGACGAGUGAUGCCAUGACGACGAUGCUGGCGACGGUUCUCAGCACGGCGGUGAGCCAUGGUGUUGAUGCAGCGGGGCUUGCGGCCAUUCAGCAGACCAUGGCCAGCAUUGUGGCUGCUGCAAAAGCCCCUGAUGCUGCUGCUGGAGUCGAGGCCGUUGACAAGACGAAGAUCAUCGACUCGCAGCCGGCUUUGCCGCCAAGCCCUUUUUCGACGCCUUUGCCGGCCAGCACAGCAGCAAGCCCUUCGACGCCUUUGCCGCCGGCAAGCACAGCAAGCCCUUCGACGCCUUUGCCGCCGCCGAGCACUGCGAGCCCUUCGACGCCUUUGCCGCCACAGACCGCUGUGACGAAAGCCCCGCCGACAGGACCUGCUCCUUCGACGCCUUUGCCACCGCAGACCGCUGUGACGAAAGCCCCGCCGACGGGACCUGUGGUCAACUCAAGCACCCACAGGACUGAGUACCGCUCGUUCCAACGCUUUUGCGAGAACUCACCGGGAGCAGUGGAGUUGAAGAAGGUGUGGGUGCAGGGCGGACCGCAGCGCUUGGCAAUGUUCCAGAAGUUUGUUCUGACAGGCUGUGGUAACCCUGCGGCUUUGGAAUGUGCCCUCCAGUUCCGCCGGCAGAGCGAGGAGGAGAGCAAAGACGAAGGUGAAUAUUAUUGCUGGCGUGAUAUACUCGCCUUUCACGAGGGCAACGAACAGAAGGCCUUAUCCUUCAUUGCAAGACGCAGAGCAGAGCCCAAAGGGACCAGUUGCGAUCGGAAUGAUCCUGAUAUGGAGACAUUUCUAUAUUACGGCCGCCAGCGACGGACCCUGACGGUUCGUACGAUCGACGAAAUCGCAAUCAGCAUGGGCGUCUGCCCGAACUUCGCCACGUCCGUGGCGGCACAGCUGGACUCCAUGAACGGCGCCCUGCCAGUUGCUGAUGGGGCUACUUCUUCGGUGAACCCGCCAGUGCCGGCCCCCGGCAAGGCGGCUCCAAAGGGAAAAGGCAGUGCGCCUGCGCCACCCGGCACGACGACGGAAGACCCCCAGCCGCCGCCCAAGAAGGCGAAAGUUCCGAAGCCGGAGGGAUCCGACAUGGAGUUGAUCUGCAGUGGAGAGAACGUUGGACUUUUCGUGAAGUCGUGGGUGGCCGCGGCGAACACGGCCCAGGGGCAAGCCGUGAAAACGUGUGCAGAGUUGGAGGUCCUCGAGAGCCAGGAGGCUUUGAUGGGGAAGAUUAAGGACUGUGCCGAAGGCAUCGGGGCUUGUCGCAAGAAGCUCCAGCUCAUGGGGACAGAGCCAGUGGCCGCCGAUGUGCAAUCGGCCCUGCUGGAGGCUACCGUGUUUGUGGAGGGUUUCAAGAAGCAUCUUCGAGUGGCGAAUGAACACUCGGUUUUCACGUGGGCCGGGGAGCCAGCUCCGGACUUCUUCAAGAAGUGGCGUCUGCGGCCGUCGCAGAAGCAGGGGAUGCAAAUGUACCAGGUGGGCUGCGAGUUUGGGCGCAUCAGGGCGGGCACUGUCGACUGGCUGGACUGGUGGCAGAAGGCCAAGAGCGAGCCAUGGGGGAAUCAUCCGGUGCAGUCCUGGCCGGAGGAGGCCAGGCAAAAAGCGGUGGCCGUGUCGAUUCACGGCGAUGAGGGUACUGGGAAGAGGAGCAAAAGCAUCUUGAUCCUGUCGCUUUCGCCCUUGGCCAUCCACCGGGGCGACUCGAUGCUGCAGAAGUUCCCGUUCUGUGUUGUGCGAUCAGACAGAUUUGUCUACGACAACGGCCAGAAUAUCACGCUUCAGGCGCUACAGCGCUACUACGCCGAUUCCUUUCGGAUUUGUGGCGACCCCGCCAGCGAAGGCCAACACGGAUGGACCAUGCACCCUGUCAUAUCGAAGGGAGAUUGGAAGCACAAAAGGGAAUGGUUGGAACAAUGUAGAAGCUACGGGAACCUUGCUAGCAAUGCUCCUCGUGAGCAGAACGCCGGCAGAAUCUGCCCGAGAUGCUUGUGCGAUGGCAGCACACCUGGAAAGCAUUGGGCUGACAUGCGUGAGGGCUUCGAUAACCAGGCAGACUUGGAUGAAGCUUCGAAUGAUAGUAGCUAG
This is a messenger RNA of Symbiodinium sp. CCMP2592, 4146 nucleotides long. Lineage: Eukaryota; Dinophyceae; Suessiales; Symbiodiniaceae. The record is from the annotation of a GenBank genome assembly.